UGAGAGGCGGCGGACGGAGGCUCCUCGCCGGCUUUGUCUCUUUAUAUUUCACGUGUUAUGGAAACGAGCCGAGCUGAUGUGGACGCGUCGACAUUUGUGUGCACCCCCGAGCCUCCUGUGAGCGCCUGAUCAGGCCGGGACCUGAGGAUGGACUGACCGGGGAUGCGGAGCCUGGGCUCGCAGAUUAUAAUGUGGGAUUUACCGACUCAUCACUGAGCUUAUUAUUUUCAUCGAUGCUCUCUCCAAAGCCCCCGGACUCCCCCGACACGAUAUUUCACCUCCAGCUCAGUCUUUUGAUGCAUCUCUGUUUUUUGGGCUGAUUUUAAAGAAAGUGACGCAUCUUUUUGACGGAGCGGACCGUGCCGGGGGCCGGACAGCCAGCUGAGAUGAACCCGGUGAAUGCGACCGCUCUCUACGUGUCCGUGAGCCGCUCCGUGCUGCAGUGCGACCCCCGAGACCCCCGGGCCCUGGCGGAGCUCUGCAAGCUGCUGCCCUUCUUCCGGCAGUCCCUGUCCUGCCUGGUCUGCGGU
Molecule: messenger RNA, 530 nt
Organism: Nematolebias whitei (Rio pearlfish)
Lineage: Eukaryota; Metazoa; Chordata; Actinopteri; Cyprinodontiformes; Rivulidae
Product: E3 ubiquitin-protein ligase MSL2
Cellular component (GO): MSL complex
Molecular function (GO): ubiquitin protein ligase activity
Source: RefSeq, a predicted model, not a curated record